UAGAGCCGUGCCGAGGCAGGCAAUGCGAACGAGCGAGUCGUGGAUUCGAGUCGGAGCGCAGAGGUCGCCUCACGCCUCGGACGGUGGCCGAGACGCAGCGACGAAGCGGCAGCCAAAGGUUGGGAAACGGAGGUGAAGCUCAGCCAUGGACGCAGCUGCCAGGAGGCGGCGAGACGUGUGGGAGGCGGACUCCAUCCAGCAGUGGAGAGACCGCGACCCUCCGCUGCUGCAGCUCCUGCCGGGCCACGUGGGCGCCGCCUCGCGGCUUCCGCUUCCGGGGUCCGUGCCCGAGCGCUCCUGUCGGGGGUCCGAGAUAAUAAAAAACCUGCCGCGAAAACCGGAUGCGCACGGCAUGGCCGAGGGCAGGAGCCCAGGCGAGCGAGCGAUGUGCGGCUACCCUCGCGCCCUGCUCGCUCGCCCCGGCGGGGGCGCGCCUGGAGCGGCCGCGCGGUUCGCGUGCGGCUCCUGCGAGGGCCUCCUCCGCGACGCCGUGCAGACCCACUGCGGACACCGCUUCUGCAGGCCCUGCAUAGCUCGCUUGAUCACGCAAAACGUAAACCCGCUGUGCCCACUUUGCCAAGAUGAGAACGCAGUGACCACGGAGAGUGUUCUGUCACUAAAUAGCUUUUUUCCAGAUGCGGCUCUGCGUAGAGAGAUGGGCGUAUUGCCGGUCAGAUGUGUGAGUGAGGGCUGUGAAUGGAGAGGCCUGCUCCUGGAAUAUGAUGCCCACGUGGAGCGCUGUGACUGGGUGCUGGUGCCGUGCCUGCUGGCGGGCUGUGCCUUGCUGCUGCCCCGCGCGGAACUGCACCGUCACGUCGCCCAGGAGUGUUCUGUGCGGCCUGUGCCGUGCGCCGCGUGUGCGCAGCUCCUGCCUUACCGACAGCUGCAGAAACAUCAACUGCACUGCUGUUCCAGAAGGACUCGUGAAUGCAAAUUGUGUGGCCAGAAAGCAAUACCAGAAGACAAGUGGCAGCACCACGAGGAGCGGAGGUGCAUGAAGAAUCGCGACACCUGCCCGUACUCCCCGCUCGGCUGUCUCUACAGGGUGGGUGCUGCGGGACACGGAGAAAGUUUGCACGAUCACGAGAAAAACUCGGUGGAAGUUCACCUCGCCAUAGUCUACGACGCCUUCAAAAAAACAUUCGAGCAGCUUAUCAAGGGACACACGGACAACAUCAAGCAUCCACAUAAACCGACUCUCGACGAAAUGCAAUGUUGCCUCUCAAAGACGAGAAACCACGCACAACAGCAAAUGCAGGCACCGCACGCAUGGUCGCACACCAGUCGUUUGGCAGCAGACGAAUUGUUGAAACAGCUGCAAAGUUUAGAAGCAAGAGCAGAAGCGUUGAAGAACGAGUCCAACGCAUCCUUAUUCUUGUCGCCAUCAUCAUUACUAUCUGUCCGGAAUGUGCGCACCGUGAGAGGUGGAGAGGGGUUUGAGAGAGGAGUCUCAGCUCGCCUUGUGGCCGCCGAGGCUCAGCUGGCCGCGAUGGACAGGCGAAUGGAGGAAGUCGCAAAGCGUGUGGAGAGAGACGUUCGCGUGUCGGAGGCCUCCACGCGGCAGGGGAACAUCGACCGAGACGGGACCGCUCGCCUGCAGAACAAGAUGGCCCGUGUAGAGCACAGUGACCAAGAGACAGAACGGAGUCUCUUGGGAUUAACACGUAGACUGGCUGAAUUGGAGAACACUGCCUACAAUGGCAUGUUUUUGUGGAAAAUAAAACACGUGAUCAACAGACUUAGGGAGGCAGGGAGCGGUGCUGAACGCCCUCCACAAAUAGACUCCCCGGCUUUCUUCACCACACGAUAUGGCUACAGGUUACGACUGAGGCUCUGUCGUAGCGGUGAGCACGUGUCUGCGUAUGCCAUGCUGGGCCCUGGACCUUAUGAUGCAACAUUAGCCUGGCCAUACCAGCUGAAGACAACCAUCUACAUACAAAACCCAGCUCAGAGAAGAAGCAAAAAAGUAUCGUUGAACAUAAAGCCAUGGACUCAGCCAUCAAAUCCGUCUUUUAUGCGCCCCGCAGGGGGGUGGAAUCCACCCUUCGGGGAAGUCGGGUUCCUUCAGUUUUCCAAGAUGCGGGAUUACGUCACCAGCAAUGGUGAAGAAUGUUUGUUUUUAAAGGCAGAGGUUGAAGACACUUAAAAUACCCGCACCCCAACUUGCCAAAGUGCAGUUGCCAUCGCCGCAUGUGAUUAAUAUGCAAAGUAGGUUACAGUUGUGAAAUGGUUCAUCUUUGUGCAUGGUCGGUUUUGCUCAGGCGAGCCAUGUCAUCGUUUGUUCCGACGGGGACCGUGUGCAGCUGUGACAUUGUUGGAUCCGCAUACGUCACCAGAUACCACGUAAAAUGCUGCUCAAAGAUUAAAUGUUUGACACAGGA
Messenger RNA from Lethenteron reissneri (Far Eastern brook lamprey), 2381 nucleotides. Its product is annotated as TNF receptor-associated factor 2-like. Gene Ontology annotation, cellular component: plasma membrane signaling receptor complex. Gene Ontology annotation, biological process: regulation of canonical NF-kappaB signal transduction; regulation of apoptotic process; signal transduction. Gene Ontology annotation, molecular function: protein binding; zinc ion binding. The record is from RefSeq and is a predicted model, not a curated record. Lineage: Eukaryota; Metazoa; Chordata; Hyperoartia; Petromyzontiformes; Petromyzontidae.